GACCGAUAUUGAUAUACUCAUGGACCAACUUGAAGCCACAAAGCCCCAGGAGUUCUGUCUCACAAAGCCCAAACCACGACCUCCUCCGAUGGCAAAGCUCAUCCCACAGCAGAUAAAAUGCAAACCGGUACCAAUCACCAAACACAGAACUCCAAAGGAGCUGAAGAUCAUACAGCAGAUUAAACAGGACAACAAUCAGAAGACUAAGGAACUGCUGAAUGAGGCAAACAGGAAACAGUUCAGAUGCGGGAAUCCACAGAAGCCGGAACGCACUAAGCGAGUGAUGGACCAGAUCAAGAAAGAUUUGGAUUCAAAGCUCCAGUUACGUGCAAAUCAUCCCACUAAACUUCCGCCUAGUAAUAAGAACAUAAAUGUUCCCGUCAAGCCCAACAAAGCAGUCAWGAUGAGGGAGACAGCUCUGCUUCAACGUAAGAAGAAGGAGGAGCUGCAAAGGAAAGAGAUGGAGAAGGAGGCCAGCAAAGAUAUUAGGCAGAAAGACGCUGAACACAAGAGAGUUUUGGCUCUGCAGAAGAAGUCCAAGAAAGAACAGGAAGAGCUGCGGAGACUCAACCAAAUCAAGAGCAGAAAGGCCAAAACCGCUGAACAUGGUCUUUGUAAAAUGGGAUCAAACUAUGGAUCUCUAGUUAAGGAGGCGAUUGUGUUGCUGGACAAGUUCAGUGAUGGCAAACAGAGUUUGGAUCACCUCAUAGAAGGUGCUGAAAAAGAUCUGCAGGACAUGGAUGCUCAGCAUAAGAAGUUCAUACUUCAUGUUGUCUCUGGAAGCACUGAGCACAGAAAGUUACUGGACAAAGUUGUCAGCCAUUUCUACAGAAAGAAUGGGGGGACGCCAUCCAGCAGUGACCGGCGCCAGUUUGUCAUUAUCUGUUACAUCGCCAUAUUCAUGCUUGAAGACAUUGGGAUUCAGUGUUUUAAAGACAUUGUCAAAUCUCUGGGCAUCAAGGAGAUGCACACAGUAAGUUUCUGA
Molecule: messenger RNA, 985 nt
Organism: Paralichthys olivaceus (Japanese flounder)
Lineage: Eukaryota; Metazoa; Chordata; Actinopteri; Pleuronectiformes; Paralichthyidae
Source: RefSeq, a predicted model, not a curated record